AUGCUGGCCACUAUAAAUGACAGUCGAUCAGAUGAAAUCAUUGCUGGGACAGUUGUACUCACGGUAGGCCUCAUAGGAAAUGCGUUAAAUAUCGCUGCUGUGGUGAUGAUAUACCGUACGCCUUCAUUGCACAAUGCUUUCGGAUUCAUUUGUGCUUCACAUCUGCUCGCCGACGUUGGCCUACUCACCGUGUUUUCGUUUUGGGCUGCUCCGAUGCUUCUUUUCGGUGCUCCUGAGUCAUUAACCCAAUCCUAUAUCGGUAAAAGAAUGGGUCAGCUUGUUGUUUUAUUCUGGUAUGCAUCUAUAUAUGGCCAGUUACAAAUAGCUUUGAAUCGACUUUUGGCUAUCAUAUCUCCUUUGAUGUACAGUUCAGUCGUCUGUGUGAGAGUUUGGAAGGUUUGGAAGGAACAUAAUAACUUUCCGUGGAAACCUCACUCGCUUAUGCCCUCUUGGCAUGAAGCACCAAUCAUGCAAGCGCUCAGUACGCACGAUCACGCUAGUUCAGUUGCAAUCUUCGAGUUGGGCACCUGGGGAGCCAAGGACGGAUGUACAUUUGCGUUCCAUGUUGACAUGCUAUUUUGGUCGUAUGCUAAAACCGAAUGCGGUCAGACACUGGCUCUAUACUUGGCUUUUUUUCAUGGAGCAAUUUUGUGCGCUAUAGUCGUUAUCAUUGAUACCAUUGCAUUUCUUGCUAUUCUGAAGAAUGCAAAGAAGUUAAGAAAGUCCAUAGGUAAAGCUCAGGAGACGAUUAUGCUGAAGAAUAAUGUACGGCUUUACGGGCAGGGUUGUGUCCAAGCCUUAUGCUUCGUAUUAGCAAUUUUGGCUUUUCAUUUUACACCUGGAUUGUUGACAACAAAAUGGUCAAGAUUCGCUACGCUAACUGCUGGAUGGGAAUUUGUCCAUGCGGUGGAUGGGCUCAUCUUGAUUUUAUUUCACGAAAAAUUCCGCGUACUGCUGUGUCAUCCGUCUUCACUCUGGCAGAAAGCAGCUCCACCCACUUCCGCGACACCAAGGUAUAAUUUCAGUAUUUUGACAGAAAAACCACGUUAG
Molecule: messenger RNA, 1050 nt
Organism: Haemonchus placei
Lineage: Eukaryota; Metazoa; Nematoda; Chromadorea; Rhabditida; Trichostrongylidae
Source: the annotation of a GenBank genome assembly